CAAAUCCAGUGUCUUUAUAGAACAACACAGUUACACGAAAAUCACUUAUCAGCGUAUAUGAUAGUCAUCUGGGUUUGGUUUUUUGUGUGUUUGUUUUUAAGCGAGGAAGUUAACCAAGGAGAUAACAAUGGGUUGUCUACUUUUAAAGUUUUUUGUGUGCUGGAAGACACGCUGUGUGUGCGUGUUUGGAUUUAGGGACCCCAGUUUGAUCAGGUUAGCGGACCUGAGAGGUCAGUGCCUAAUAUUGCACUGCAAGAUGAUUAGAAAUUUAGACAUAAAGUUCACUUCCUAAGUAGUUUCCACUAAUAGCAGUAGGGCUGACUCGUGAGAGGAGCAAAGAUUUAGCAGGAUUCACUUGAGCGAAUUGUAGAAGGAGGCGGUGAUAACAUUCUUAGGUAGUGUUAUCUUGAACUUCAGAAGAAACCGCUCAACUCUUCAGCAAUUGCUUGAGGGACCAGCCUGUCUCUCGGGGUUCCCUCCAGGCUUUCCAAGCUGCUUUAUUUUUAGACCCCAGACAGUGACGCUGGGUGGACUUAAGUCAGUUUUACCUGAAUUGUGUAUACAAGAGCACCUGUCAUGAAGCAUGUAUGGUAAUGAAGUAAUCAAAUCAUGAGCUAGAUGUUAGGUUGAAGUAAGUCAUCAGACUGAGUACUAAAUUAAAACUGUUGACUUUAGCCUUCCCUCAACUCUUUAUAUAUAAAACUCCAAACCUAUGGAAAAAUUGGGGAAAAAAUCAUACAGUGAACACCCAUAUACCCUUCACCUGGGGAUCCCAACUGUGAAUCUUUCACGGACCGAUCCUUUGAAAUACUUCAGCCAUGACUAAAAGAGAAGCAGAGGAGCUGAUAGAAAUUGAGAUUGAUGGAACAGAGAAACCAGAGUGCACAGAAGAAAGCAUUGUAGAACAAACCUACGCACCAGCUGAAUGUGUAAGCCAGGCCAUAGACAUCAAUGAACCAAUAGGCAAUUUAAAGAAACUGCUAGAACCAAGACUACAGUGUUCUUUGGAUGCUCAUGAAAUUUGCCUGCAAGAUAUCCAGCUGGAUCCAGAACGAAGUUUAUUUGACCAAGGAGUAAAAACAGAUGGAACUGUACAGCUUAGUGUACAGGUAAUUUCUUACCAAGGAAUUGAACCAAAGUUAAACAUCCUUGAAAUUGUUAAACCUGCGGACACUGUUGAGGUUGUUAUUGAUCCAGAUGCUCACCAUGCUGAAUCAGAAGCACAUCUUGUUGAAGAAGCUCAAGUGAUAACUCUUGAUGGCACAAAACACAUCACAACCAUUUCAGAUGAAACUUCAGAACAAGUGACAAGAUGGGCUGCUGCACUGGAAGGCUAUAGGAAAGAACAAGAACGCCUUGGGAUACCCUAUGAUCCCAUACAGUGGUCCACAGACCAAGUCCUGCAUUGGGUGGUUUGGGUAAUGAAGGAAUUCAGCAUGACCGAUAUAGACCUCACCACACUCAACAUUUCAGGGAGAGAAUUAUGUAGUCUCAACCAAGAAGAUUUUUUUCAGCGGGUUCCUCGGGGAGAAAUUCUCUGGAGUCAUCUGGAACUUCUCCGAAAAUAUGUAUUGGCAAGUCAAGAACAACAGAUGAAUGAAAUAGUUACAAUUGAUCAACCUGUGCAAAUUAUUCCAGCAUCAGUGCAAUCUGCUACACCUACUACCAUUAAAGUUAUAAAUAGUAGUGCGAAGGCAGCCAAAGUGCAAAGAGCACCGAGGAUUUCAGGAGAAGAUAGAAGCUCACCUGGGAAUAGAACAGGAAACAAUGGCCAAAUCCAACUAUGGCAGUUUUUGCUAGAACUUCUUACUGAUAAGGAUGCUCGAGACUGUAUUUCUUGGGUUGGUGAUGAAGGUGAAUUUAAGCUAAAUCAGCCUGAACUGGUUGCACAAAAAUGGGGACAGCGUAAAAAUAAGCCUACAAUGAACUAUGAGAAACUCAGUCGUGCAUUAAGGUAUUAUUAUGAUGGGGACAUGAUUUGUAAAGUUCAAGGCAAGAGAUUUGUGUACAAGUUUGUCUGUGACUUGAAGACUCUUAUUGGAUACAGUGCAGCAGAGUUGAACCGUUUGGUCACAGAAUGUGAACAGAAGAAACUUGCAAAGAUGCAGCUCCAUGGAAUUGCCCAGCCAGUCACAGCAGUAGCUCUGGCCACUGCUUCUCUGCAAACGGAAAAGGAUAAUUGAGCCCCAGGACAUUCUGGGACUCCGAAGUCUUUCUUAAAAUGUUUAGAGCAAGUAUAGCUCUUACCUUUAUUACCGAAUUUGAAUCUUCUUUUAUUUCUAGACUGUACAGUCUGAUGCAUGAUUUUUUUAUAAAUAUUUCAUACUCUUGUGAAUUUGGAUCUUUUUACUUUGAGCAUAUAUUUUAGAAUAUGUGUAUGUUAAAGGAUCUCCACAAUGUCUGCAGCGUGAAGGCAGGUUCAUUGUGGAAUAGUUUGUUAACAGUCAGGAAAGCUAAACUGGUCAGUAUUAAUGUGUAGCCCUACCAAAAAUAGCCAGUAGUAUCUGAAAAUGAAAAAUAAAUGAAGUAUCUCCAGGAAACAGUCUGGCUUAACUAUUUUUGAAAAUAUAACUGUUUCCCCUCUCUGCUGCUUUAGAUGUUGCUUUACAUAGAACCAGAAAAUGGAAUUUCUCAGCUAAAGCAUGUGUGCCUGUUUCAUCUAAUCAAGCAGAGCUAAAAUGUUCAUAUCAAAUAAAUUUAUAUUAAUUACUAAACUAAGAGUAUCAGGUUAUUUAUGUAUUUGCAAGCAAAGGACAGUAAGAAGUUGACUGGCAAAAAGAGCAGUGCUGAAGGAGGAGAUCCAGGUUUAAAUCUGGCUUAUUAACUCAAGCCAAUUGUAAGGAUUUUCUGUAUAGAUUAUUCAUGUCAGACCAAGAAUUUAAAUUAUUUUGAGAGAGGCAUUUAAUUCUAAUAAACCAGCUGUUACAAAAAUUAUAAAAUGAUCUCUGUUUUUCCUGUCAGAGAUUUAAAAAACUGAAAAGGUAUACCUCAACCCAAAAGUAAAGGUUUGGUUUGGUUUGUUAUGGCUUCCUUUUUUUAAAAUUACCCUGUAGUGCCAGUUUAUUAUGCAAAGCAGCUUAUAUUCCUGUGUUUCUGAUAAAAUGAAGACUUUAAAUUAGUCAGCAGUACUUUACCUUUCAAGGCAUUAGUAAAUUACCUUCAAAUAGUUUUAAAAAGAAAAUUCGACCUCUGUUAUAGGCAGUCUUCUAAGAUAAUACUUUUCCACUUUUUUUCCUUUUCCAUAUUAUAUAUGUGUAUACAUAUAUCUAUAUAUUCAGUUGAUCAUUUUCUAAACAUAUAUGAAGGCAUAAAGAUAUACAGAAGAAAAAUUAUUAUUCAUUUUAAGAUUCAAAUUAAAUAAUUCCUGCAUAUAUGACAUUCCUUACAUAAGCUAACACUAAACAAAAAUGGCUAGAAAUGUCUUUUUCUUUCUUUUUUUUUGUUGUUUAAGGUAUUAAGCACAAAUUAUUCUAUGAGACUGGCAGAUAGCUAUUAAUCCUCUUACAGAUUUGAGAAGGUUGAUUCUCAAAUAUUUAUGCACCUUCUCCUUCAUUGUUUUCUUUAAAUCUGUCCCCUUAAAAAGCUUCUUAAGAGCUCAGUUAAUGCUUUUGACUUAACUAGGAGAACAAGGCAUGUUAAUGCAGGCAAGAUGGCAUUGUUAGCAAUUCUGGUAGUGGUUUGGAAUAAAUCAUAAGAGGCAGGGAUCUUAAGGACAAGGAAGAGAGGAGAGAGAGAGAGGAGGGAUCUUUGAUUUCUUUCUCUGGUAAUCCUAACGCAUCAUUUUACUCCAACAUGUUCUCUUAAUUCAUUUAUAUUAUUAAGUCCUUUCUGCAGCUGAUAUCUGAGCAGAGUAAAAUUUGUACGUCCAUUAUUACUUUUUUGAAAGAGAAUAUAUGAACAAAUUAUUAGUACAAUUUGUGCACUGUGGUUGUAAGAAUGUCUGAGUAAAAUAACAAUAUGAAAUAAUAUACAGAAGCUCUAGCGUCAGAUAACACAUAGACAGCUAGAAAGGUUUUGCACCAUCCUCUUACGGCCUAGGGAGUUGACAAGUUGCUUGUAGUUUUAAAAAAAAAAAUAAAGUAUACCGUUCUGCUAUAUCAUCAAGAGCUUAAGAAUCUUGGCUUUCAUAUUUAAAAUGCUUUUGGGAAGACAUAUAUUAAAAUUUUAGCCAAGAUGACAGACAUGUCUCAAUUAUAUAUGUGUGUGUAUGUUUUUAAAGCUAGAAACAUUAGUUUUAGAUUCCUAGAAUGAAAAUUCUUUUCUCAUCUAUGCAAUUCCCGUAUGGUUUUUCUAAAAUCAUAUUUUAUUCAUUUUCUCCCUUUAGCAAUUUUCAUCUUAUUUCUCAUAAUUUGAAUAGAGACAGUUCUCAUACAUGAUCAGAUGCUUUUUUUUUCUUCUUACCAUCAUUUAUGCAUGACAUAGGUAAAGUAAUAUGACUGAUUUCUCCAGUUGAUUCAAGAAACUCAUUACUUUGCCUUAAAUUAUAUGUAAAAUAUUUGUUUUACUUAGGUUACAGUUAUCAGAAAGCCAGGUAGUUUUUUUUUCUUCUAUUAAAAGAUAACAUAUUGUGAAAGAAAAUUAAAAGUUAUGCUAUUCAUUCUUUGCUUUGUUUUUAUAAAUGAAUUUUUCAUAGAAUUUACAGUAUAUUCAAAGGAAGAAAGAUAAAAUUAUUGGUCAUCAUUUGUACCUUAGAAGUACAAGAAUUUAAGUAAAAGAAAUGUUCAUUUUUGUUUUAAAACUUGUUUUCCAUGUGAAGUUUUUAUUGAGCCAACUUUCAUACAUAUCUCGCUAGCCUAAAGUCUAAAUAUUUGUGUUGGCAUCAGAAAAACCAAUUAGGCAGAAUUGCUUUGCGUGGUUGAUCUUCAGAUAAAUUGACUGAUCACAUUUAUUUUUGUAUCAGUCUAUGUCAUUUAAUUAGGAAAAAUUAUUUAGGUGUUUUCUCCCCUGAUUAAUGGUGAUACUCAAGUAUGAUACAAAAAGAAUUGUAUCACCAAAUAUUUUUGCGAGGUCUGCUGUUUUCCAUAUUCCUUUUAUGCUACUGCCUUUAAGAAAGAACUAGUAUCCUUGAAAUAGCACAAAAAUGUUUUAAAAUUCAUAAUUGCAAAAUAAACCUGUGACUAACUUAAUGUCUUCAGAUCUAAAGGGUGUAAAAAUAUUGAUACUUCAAUAUUUCAUUUGCUGCCAGGAAAAAAAAAAUUCUCAAUCUUUUGUAAAUGGGAGGAGGACUUUUGCAUACAUUUUUACUCUUUAAAUAACGACAACGACACUUAUACUGUCAUAAUAACAAUUAUGUAUUUCUUUGUGGUUUUAAUUUUUUUUUGUAAUUUUACAUAAAACAGUUAUUUUCUAUUUUUACGCAGAUAAAAAAUAUUUGUGCAUAAAAUGUAAAAAUAGUAAAAUGAGAAAAAUAAAACUAUUAUACAGUA
This is a messenger RNA of Rhinopithecus roxellana (golden snub-nosed monkey), 5426 nucleotides long. RefSeq names its product GA binding protein transcription factor subunit alpha (gene GABPA). The record is from RefSeq and is a predicted model, not a curated record. Gene Ontology annotation, molecular function: sequence-specific DNA binding; DNA-binding transcription factor activity, RNA polymerase II-specific. The transcript has 10 exons. Gene Ontology annotation, cellular component: nucleus. Gene Ontology annotation, biological process: cell differentiation; regulation of transcription by RNA polymerase II. NCBI's taxonomy places the organism in Eukaryota, Metazoa, Chordata, Mammalia, Primates, Cercopithecidae. The coding region runs from base 819 to 2183 and encodes 454 amino acids.